Messenger RNA from Entrophospora candida, 723 nucleotides. The record is from the annotation of a GenBank genome assembly. NCBI's taxonomy places the organism in Eukaryota, Fungi, Glomeromycota, Glomeromycetes, Entrophosporales, Entrophosporaceae.
AUGGACGGUUAUAUGCAAAAUAACGAUCUUGAUACAAUAUCAAGUAGUAACAACAAUUUUAAUGAUAAUAAUGUUAUUGGUGAAAUACUUGAAAAAGAAGUUCAAUGGGAAUAUGCAAAAAGAGCUUUAGGAGUGAUAGGAGCACUUGGAGAAGCAUCAAAAGUUUUUGAUCAAUUGAUAACACAAAUUCAAGAAGUUAUUAAUCAGAUACAAACAAUCUAUGAAGCAACACAAUAUAACAAAAGAAUUUGUGAUUUGUUAAUGGAUAGAGUGGAAUGUUUAGAGAUUUCAUUAAGAACAUUGAAAAGAAACAAAGAAGAUUUUUCAAAAUCGUUUCUUCAACAACAUUAUUAUGACAAUUUCUUGAGGCUCAUCAAUAAUUUAAAUAAAAUUAAAAAAUUUAUCUCGGACAUUUCAUUGCUUAAUGGAUUAAGAAAAUAUAAUCAUAAUUUUGAUGAAAUAAAGAAUCAAUUUAAAGACAUUGUAUCAGAAUUUGAGAGAGUUGUUGAUCAAUUAGGUUUCAACUUGGGUUAUCUUUUAGAUGAACAACAUCGUAAAGACUCGGAUGCUUUAAAUGAGGAAAUUGAUGAAUUAAAAAAGGAAAUAAUAGCGGUGGAGAUAAUAACAAAACAAGUAAUAAUAUCAGCCGUGGUAAUAAAGCUAGCAUGUGGAGUACUUAUGUUAAUUAUGGUUACAACAAAUAUUGGUGUUAUAGUAGUUUGA